AUGCCGCGUGUAGUGAAGCACAAUGUUCCGCUUGACGAUGACGAAGAGGAGCGCAUCGAGGAGUCGAGCACUAGUGAAGAGGAAGAAGAUGUAAUAGAGGAAGAAGAAAGUGGUGACGAAGAGGAAGAGGACGAUGCGCGGGAAGGUGCCAACGGAAGUGGCGAUGCUCGCGUAGGCAGCAAGGCAGGCAAAACAGCGCAAGUUACAGCACGGGCAUCGGAAACAGCGCAAGCUACCAGCGGUCGUCAACCUGGGGCGCCAGGGCGCCUCACAGUAUCUUUGAGCGGCAAAAAUGAGGUUUGCAAAGUGUGCGGCAAGCGGGGCCACAAGGCGGGGUUCGUGGGUGCCACCUACCUGGACUGCCCCAACAGGCCCUGCUACCUUUGUAAGGGGGUGGGGCACACAACCGCCACAUGCCCCUACCGGAUAGCGCCGGGGCACGGCUGUACGGCAGCGGCGACGGCGGGGGACACGGCGACCCGAGGGUCGGUCGGCGGUAGAGGCGGCUGCCUGGGGCCCGGCCGGAACCUUUGCACGGCCCUCCGAAGCCGCGAGUGCCUUGGCAGGUGCUGCGCACUGGAGUUCCACCCUCACAACGACAGCAUUGUGGUGAGUGGCGACAAGAAGGGCGCUCUGGCCGUCUGGAACUUCGACCAGGUUCAUGACCGUACAGUGUACGACACCGUACAUUCCUGUCUUACGAACUCCAUCCGCUUCCUGCCCUGGCUGGACUCCAUGUCCGUGGUGACGGCCUCCUCGGACGGCACCUCCAAGCUGGUGGACUUGGAGACGGGCGACUGGAGGCCGCUGCUGGACCUCAACCCUGGGGGCUGGGUGCAGGGGGGGCCCUGGCACAUGAUCUACGGCUGCGAUGCCAGCCCCGCCCUGGGUGUCGUGCUGCUGCACCGCAAGGGCAACAAGGUCGUCUCCGUCCACAUGCACCCGCUGCACCCGCCGCUCGUACUAACCGCCGGCAACGACCACUCCGCGAGGAUAUUCGACAUCCGGGAGCUAUCCUCGGCGCCGUCAGCGGCGGCGGCGGUGGCAGGCACGCCGCCGCAGCCUCCGGCGGCGGCGGCUGCAGCCGCUGCUGCAGCGGCCCGUAUCGCCGUUGCGGGCGGCAUUCUGUCUGCGUCACCGGCGGCGGCGGCGGCGGCAGGGCGUGGCGGCGGCAACGGAGGAGGACGCGGCGGCGGCGGCGGAGGCGGUGCCACCGCUGGCAGCAGCAAGAAGAAGGGCGGCUCUCCGACCAUGUGCAGUGGCAGCGGUCCGGGUGCCCAUGCCGAGCUGGUGGUGAUGCCGCACCCCCGGGUGGUCAACUCGGCGUACUUCAGCCCGCACACUGGCCGCCGUAUCCUAACGACCUGCCAGGAUAACCGUCUGCGGGUGUGGGACUACGCGCCGUACGGCUGCAACGGUCCUGCCGACCGAGAGAUCGUACACUCGCACGAUUUCAACCGCUACCUGACGCCGUUUCGCGGGGAGUGGGACCCCAAGGACCUCACGGAGUCCGUGUUCGUGGUGGGCAGGUACAUUUCAGAGGACUUCGGCGGUGUCGCCCUGCACCCAGUGGAUGUGUUGUCGGCCAGCGACGGGGGGCUGCUGAGACAGCUGACAGACGCCAACCUGACAACAAUAUCGCCAGUAAAUAAGGCCCACCCGAGAAG
Molecule: messenger RNA, 1667 nt
Organism: Volvox carteri f. nagariensis
Lineage: Eukaryota; Viridiplantae; Chlorophyta; Chlorophyceae; Chlamydomonadales; Volvocaceae
Exons: 10
Biological process (GO): response to UV; DNA repair
Cellular component (GO): nucleus; Cul4-RING E3 ubiquitin ligase complex
Molecular function (GO): damaged DNA binding; protein binding
Source: RefSeq, a predicted model, not a curated record